Messenger RNA from Salarias fasciatus (jewelled blenny), 1853 nucleotides. It is a transcript of the gene pak1ip1, whose product is annotated as PAK1 interacting protein 1. Gene Ontology annotation, molecular function: protein binding. Lineage: Eukaryota; Metazoa; Chordata; Actinopteri; Blenniiformes; Blenniidae. The record is from RefSeq and is a predicted model, not a curated record. The transcript has 10 exons. The coding region runs from base 195 to 1298 and encodes 367 amino acids.
CCACAUGUUUUGUGUUUAGCACACUUUUCCUCCUGUUUAGUGCUCGUGGCGGUGUCACGGGUCCAGUUUUGCGCCGUGUUCCUUGUGCGGGUGUGUGUUUGGACUGUCAGCAGCUGACACUCUGAGCACAUCGCUCGUUUUUUCCCGGAAAAAGAAAAGAUCUGAAGUUUGAAGAGAGCCGAGGCCUCUGCGGCAUGGCGGCGCUGGAGCUGCUGGCUGGCAGCUACGAGCAGAUCGCCUUCGGGUACCGGGUAGACACUGGGGAUAAGGAGUGGACAGCCAAGCCAGACUUCACCCAUCACGCCCAUACGGCCUCCGUAUCCGCCAUCGCCGCCAGCGAAAGGUUUGUCGUCACCGGGAGCAAGGAUGAGACGAUUCAGGUGUACGACAUGAAGAAGAAGACCGAGCACGGCGCCCUGCUGCACCACGACGGCACCAUCUCUUGUCUUGAGUUUUAUAGCUCCUCUCACCUGCUGAGUGGAGGAGAGGAUGGACUCCUCUGUGUUUGGAGCACGAAGAAGUGGGAGUGUCUGAAAUCCAUCAGAGCUCACAAAGGUCACGUCACGUCGCUGUCUGUUCAUCCUUCUGGGAAACUGGCACUUUCAGUUGGGACUGAUAAAACUCUCAGGACGUGGAACCUCAUUACAGGAAGAUCCGCCUUCAUCAAGAAUAUCAAACAGAAUGCACACAUUGUCAGAUGGUCUCCAGAUGGAGACAAGUACGCCGUGGUGCUGGACGACACGUUGAACAUCUAUGACCUGGAGACGGCCUCCGUGUCGGGAACCAUCACAAACCCCAAGAGGAUCUCGUCCCUCAAGUUCCUGAAUAACUCCGUCUUGGCCGUGGCGGGAGACGACGAGGCUGUGAGGCUGUGCGACGUGGGGAGGAUGAAGUGGGUGUGUGAGUUCAAGGCUCACGAGACCAGAGUGAAAGCCGUGGACAGUUUGAUGAUGGACGAUCACUGCGUGUUGGUGACCGCUUCAAAUGACGGCUUCAUCAAAAUGUGGAAACUGCAUCUCAAAGAGGACCUGCAGGAGGCGGAGCAGCUGGACAGCCCCACCCUCCUGGGGGAAGUGAACACGGACGCUCGCCUGAUGUGCCUGGCUCUGUGGAAACCUUCACCGGCGCAGCAGAUCUCCGAGAAAGCUCCAAAAUCUGAGGCAACGACAUCUGCAGAACUCGUGCAGGAACUUUCGAAGACGAAGAGAGUCCGGAUUACAGCAGAAGAAGUUGUUCUAGAAGACGAAAGCAAACCCAAAAAGAAGAAAAAAGCCAUGAAAAUUAAAAAAGACAAAUAAUCAAAUAAUAAAAUGUGUUUUUGUGUACCCACUGUUCCUUUCUUUACUCUCAUGGAAGAAUGGUUUGUUACAGUGAAAGUAUUGUGGAAGUUGUAUAAAGUUUGUGUUGUGAUUUUAUUUUACACAGAGACUGUAGAGCAUGGCUGCUGAAUGAACUUCAGUUUCUUUCACUGACAAGCAGGUUUAAUUAACAAUGGCAGAUUGGAUAUUUUGACCAAGUUUUCUUGUGUUGUGUCUGAUUAAAUGUAAUAAUGCACAGAUGUUGAAAAGCAUCCCAGAUGAACUGGAUUUUGCAAACAAUUCAGUGUUAAAGUUUAUAUUAAUAAUACAAAUAGACGACCCUGCAAAAUUUUUUUAAGGCAUUGCAUUUGCAGUAUAGAUCAAAGAUAAAGCUUGUCUCAGUGGAUGAGGCUGAAAUUCUUUAUUUUGUCACUCUUGAUGAAAUAUCGUUUAGCAGCUCUAGUUUUCCUCAGUAGUAAACACAUUUAACAAAACAUUUUUAAAAUUACAAUGACAAUACUAAGCAAAAAUUAAAAUGAGCUUAUGUACAUAUUU